Molecule: messenger RNA, 2310 nt
Organism: Musca vetustissima
Lineage: Eukaryota; Metazoa; Arthropoda; Insecta; Diptera; Muscidae
Gene: Edem2
Product: ER degradation-enhancing alpha-mannosidase-like protein 3
Exons: 6
Coding region: 13-2310 (765 amino acids)
Biological process (GO): carbohydrate metabolic process; endoplasmic reticulum mannose trimming; mannose trimming involved in glycoprotein ERAD pathway
Cellular component (GO): endoplasmic reticulum; membrane
Molecular function (GO): mannosyl-oligosaccharide 1,2-alpha-mannosidase activity; calcium ion binding
Source: RefSeq, a predicted model, not a curated record
GAAGCUCGUGAUAUGUUCUAUCAUGCCUAUCAUGCAUACAUGGAUAAUGCCUAUCCGGCCGAUGAAUUAAUGCCUUUAUCAUGUAAAGGUCGUUAUCGUGGUGUAACACCAUCGCGUGGUGAUAUGGAUGAUAUAUUGGGAAAUUUCUCCAUGACCCUCGUUGACACCCUGGACACUUUGGUGGUGUUGGGAGAUUUUGCGGAAUUUGAACAUGCUGUGAAAUUGGUGAUACGUGAUGUACAAUUUGAUAAUGAUAUUAUUGUAUCGGUUUUUGAGACAAAUAUUCGUAUGAUGGGUGGCCUACUGUCCGCUCACAUUUUAGCCGAAUAUAUACAAAAGAAUGCACAAGUUAUGCCAUGGUAUAAAGGUGAACUAUUGGAAAUGGCCCGAGAUUUGGGUUAUCGUCUAUUGCCAGCAUUUAAUACAUCAACGGGUAUACCGCAUGCUCGGGUCAAUUUACGUUAUGGCAUGAAAGAUGAACAGCUAAAGAAGUCACGCGAAACAUGUACCGCUUGUGCUGGUACGAUUCUAUUGGAAUUUGCGGCAUUGUCAAGGUUGACAGGUGAUCCCAUAUUUGAAGCUCGUGCCCAUGCCGCCAUGGAUGCCCUGUGGAAGCUACGUCAUCGGGGGUCCGAUUUGAUGGGUACCGUUUUAAAUGUCCAUUCCGGUGAUUGGGUACGUCGUGAUUCUGGUGUUGGUGCUGGCAUUGAUUCCUACUAUGAAUAUCUCUUUAAAUCCUAUGUCCUGCUGGGUGAUGAUAAAUAUUUGGCACGGUUCAAUCGCCACUAUAAUGCCGUUAUGAAAUAUGUUAGUGAGGGUCCAAUGUUGUUGGAUGUCCUAAUGCAUCGACCACAUGCCAAGUCACGUAACUUUAUGGAUGCGCUAUUGGCUUUUUGGCCAGGUCUACAGGUGCUGUCGGGUGAUUUGAAACCCGCUGUGCAGACCCAUGAAAUGUUAUAUCAAGUUAUGCAAAUGCAUACCUUUAUCCCGGAGGCCUUUACGAUCGAUUUUCAAAUACACUGGGGUCAACAUCACUUGCGACCGGAAUUUAUAGAAUCCACCUAUUUUUUGUAUCGUGCCACGGGUGAUCACCAUUAUUUGCAGGUUGGCAAGAAGGUCUUGAAGGCAUUGCAACAAUAUGCUAAGGUACCAUGCGGUUAUGCCGCCGUGAAUGAUGUUCGUACCGGCAAACAUGAAGAUCGUAUGGAUUCGUUUGUCCUAUCGGAAACGUUUAAGUAUUUGUAUUUGUUGUUUACCCAGCCACAGGAUUUGAUAUUGAAUAUUGAUGAAUUUGUGUUCACCACUGAGGCCCAUUUGCUGCCCCUGUCAUUGGCCCAGUUGGGCAAUUCCACGUACAGUUUCCGCCAAUCCGAGGAACACAAUGUGUUGGAUUUUAUGCGCACCUGCCCCUCAUCGAACAAGCUUUUUCCUGAGAAAGUACGCAAACCUUUACGCAACUUCAUUACCGGCUCGUGCCCGCGCACGCCAGCCACCAAACGGCUACGAGCCCUUGACUUUCAAGCGAGUAAUGCCGAUCAUUUACGAGCUGUUUACGACAUGGGUAUCACAAUGGUUUCAUUAGGCGAUGGCAAGGUGCGACUGUUUCAUAGUUUUUAUAAUGCAAAAUCUCCCGAAGAAGGUGAAAUGGGUCUACAAUUUAUGCAGGAAAUGUUGGAAUUAACUAAAUUGCAAUCGCUGAAUCAAUUGGCACAAUUACAGGCCGUUGCUUACCCUGUGGAUGACAAAUCGAACGAAUGGACCGCCCUAAUGGCCGGACCCUCACACUUCAGCCCCGAAUUGACCGAAGACGAUUUUGUCGAAAGUGAAGUUCUUCUCGCCGAACCAUUGCGUGCCUGUGAUGAACGUCUGGCAAAUGCCGAUAAGGUUAAGGGUAAAAUUUUGAUUGCCGAACGUGGUGAUUGUACUUUCGUGAGUAAGGCACGUUUGGCCCAAAAGUCGGGUGCCUUGGCCCUAAUUGUCUGUGAUAAUGUACCCCAUUCAUCGGGUGAAAUCCAACCGAUGUUUGCCAUGUCUGGCGAUGGGAUCAACGAUGUCACCAUACCGGUUGUAUUUAUGUAUUCCCUGGAAUUUGGCAAACUAGCGCAGGUAAUGAAACGUCGGCCGAACAUGAAGAUACGAAUUAUGCAAAUGAUUGAAUUUAAACGAUGGCAAAUGGCCAAGGAGACGGCGGCAGAGGCGGCGGCGACGACGAAAGCAAAUUCCAAUACGACAACGGAGACAGAAGGUUCAGCAACAUCGUCGUCAUCGACCACACCGACAAAGAAAACCAAACCCGAAAAGGAAUUGUAG